Messenger RNA from Orycteropus afer afer, 1032 nucleotides. It is a transcript of the gene CALHM3, whose product is annotated as calcium homeostasis modulator 3. The transcript is spliced from 3 exons. Gene Ontology annotation, molecular function: monoatomic cation channel activity. The record is from RefSeq and is a predicted model, not a curated record. Lineage: Eukaryota; Metazoa; Chordata; Mammalia; Tubulidentata; Orycteropodidae. The coding region runs from base 1 to 1032 and encodes 343 amino acids.
AUGGAUAAAUUUCGAAUGAUCUUCCAGCACUUCCAGUCCAGCUCAGAGUCAGUGAUGAAUGGCAUCUGCCUGUUGCUGGCCAUUGUCACGGUCAAGCUGUACUCUUCCUUUGACUUCAACUGUCCCUGCCUGGCACGCUACAAUGCCCUCUAUGGCCUGGGCCUGCUGCUCAUGCCUCCACUUGCCCUUUUUCUCUGUGGCCUCCUUGCCAACCGGCAGUCUGUGGUGAUGGUGGAGGAAUGGCGCCGACCGGUGGGGCACCGGAGGAAGGACCCAGGCAUCAUCAGGUAUAUGUGCUCCUCCGUGCUGCAAAGAGCGCUGGCUGCCCCUCUUGUCUGGAUUCUGCUGGCCCUCCUUGAUGGGAAGUGUUUCGUGUGUGCCUUCAGCAGCUCCGUGGACCCUGAGAAGUUUCUGGAUCUUGCCAACAUGACCCCCAGCCAGGUGCAGCUCUUCCUGGCUAAGGUGCCCUGCAAGGAGGAUGAGCUAGUCAGGGACAGCCCUGCCCGAAAGGCAGUAUCUCGCUACCUUCGGUGCCUGUCGCAGGCCAUCGGCUGGAGUAUCACCCUGCUGCUCAUCAUUGCGGCCUUCUUGGCUCGAUGCCUGAGGCCCUGCUUCGAUCAGACAGUCCUUCUGAAACGCAGGUACUGGAGCAACUACGUGGACCUGGAGCAGAAGCUCUUCGAUGAGACUUGCUGUGAGCAUGCGCGGGACUUUGCGCACAGGUGCGUGCUGCACUUCUUUGCCAGCAUGCAGAGUGAGAUGCGGGCAUGGGGGCUGCGGCAGGAGACGGGAGGCAGGCACCUUGAGCCCCCAGAAGUACCUGAGCCUGGGGAGGGACUGGAUGGCCAUAGCGUGAAGGCCCACCUACGUGCCAUCUCCAGCAGAGAGCAAGUGGACCACCUCCUGAGCAGCUGGUACUCCAGCAAACCACCACUCAACCUAGCAUCAUCCCCUGGGUUCUGGGGUGGCCUUAGCCACCGUGCCCCCAUGGUGGCACCAGGCACCAGGCUGUCCCAGCACACUGAUGUGUAG